Molecule: messenger RNA, 10311 nt
Organism: Cheilinus undulatus (humphead wrasse)
Lineage: Eukaryota; Metazoa; Chordata; Actinopteri; Labriformes; Labridae
Gene: celf1
Product: cugbp, Elav-like family member 1
Exons: 14
Coding region: 165-1730 (521 amino acids)
Biological process (GO): regulation of alternative mRNA splicing, via spliceosome; mRNA splice site recognition
Cellular component (GO): cytoplasm; nucleus; ribonucleoprotein complex
Molecular function (GO): mRNA 3'-UTR binding
Source: RefSeq, a predicted model, not a curated record
UCUGUGAAGUGACAGACCACUGUUUUCUCUGAGUACUGUUCGUUUUUUUUCCAACAAGCACUCUUUAAAUUACGUGACAGCGCAAGCAAACAUCCAAACCGACUUUUCCUUUCAAGCACAAGUGAAAUAAAGAGUACCGUAACGAGCGAGGUUUAAAGCAGUGGAUGGAAAGCCUGGAACCUGAAACCUUGUAUGUGCCUCUGGAACAGACAGGGAAGCCCACUCUCCUACUCCCUAACUUGGAAGACCCGAACUCAGCACUAGGAAGUGGGAAGAAGAUGAAUGGGUCUUUAGAGCACCCCGACCAACCGGACAUAGAUGCAAUCAAGAUGUUUGUAGGACAGAUCCCGAGGUCCUGGUCUGAAGAGCAGCUUCGGGAGCUGUUUGAGCCUUAUGGAGCCGUCUACGAGAUCAACGUUCUCCGAGACCGCAGCCAGAAUCCCCCACAGAGUAAAGGUUGCUGUUUCAUAACUUACUACACACGUAAAUCUGCUUUGGAAGCACAGAAUGCUUUGCACAACAUGAAGAUUCUUCCAGGGAUGCACCACCCAAUCCAGAUGAAGCCAGCUGACAGCGAGAAAAACAAUGCAGUGGAGGACAGGAAGCUGUUUAUUGGAAUGAUCUCAAAGAAGUGUAACGAGAAUGACAUCAGAUUGAUGUUCUCACCGUAUGGCCAGAUAGAGGAAUGCCGAAUACUUCGAGGCCCUGAUGGACUCAGCCGAGGGUGUGCGUUUGUGACUUUCACAGCAAGACAAAUGGCCCAGUCUGCCAUCAAGUCCAUGCAUCAGUCCCAGACGAUGGAGGGAUGUUCAUCGCCUAUCGUGGUCAAAUUUGCAGAUACCCAGAAGGAUAAGGAGCAGAAGCGCAUGGCCCAACAGUUGCAGCAGCAAAUGCAGCAACUCAGUGCUGCCUCCAUGUGGGGAAACCUCACUGGGCUCAACAGCCUCGGUCCACAGUACCUAGCACUCUACCUACAGCUGCUGCAGCAGUCGGCCUCCUCAGGGAACGCUCUCAACAACCUGCACCCUGUUUCAGGUCUUCAUGCCAUGCAGAACCUGGCUGCUUUAGCAGCAGCAGCUACUGCCACACAGGCCGCACCCACAGGAACAAACACCAUGACAACAUCAAGCAGUCCCCUAAGUGCACUAACAAGUUCAGGCUCCUCCCCCACCUCCAGCAGUAACUCCUCCGUAAACACCAUGGCGUCUCUGGGGGCGCUGCAGUCUCUGGCAGCCGGUGCUGGAGCAGGCCUUAACAUGGGCUCCCUGGCAGGAAUGGCAGCUCUGAAUGGCAGCAUCGGCUCUGGAGGUCUGUCCAACGGCUCAGGAAGCACCAUGGAGGCACUGAGCCAGGCCUACUCAGGCAUCCAGCAGUAUGCUGCUGCUGCCCUUCCCAGCCUGUAUAACCAGAGCCUGCUGUCCCAGCAGAGCAUCUCAGCAGCAGGCAGCCAAAAGGAAGGUCCCGAGGGUGCCAACUUGUUCAUUUACCACCUGCCGCAGGAGUUCGGAGACCAGGACCUGCUCCAGAUGUUUAUGCCUUUUGGAAAUGUCAUUUCUGCUAAAGUCUUCAUCGACAAACAGACAAACCUCAGCAAGUGUUUUGGCUUUGUGAGCUAUGACAACCCUGUGUCGUCACAGGCCGCCAUCCAGUCCAUGAAUGGUUUCCAGAUCGGGAUGAAGAGGCUGAAGGUGCAGCUGAAGCGCUCAAAGAACGACAGCAAGCCGUACUGAAGGUGCACAGCACUGCAGGCUUAGUUAGGCAGGGUGGUGUAAUGGUAAGUGGAGUAUGAUUAACAAACCAAGACCAGUCAGUCAGAGCAAGUCUGUGCAUCACGGUGACGAGGCUGUGCCGCCUCUCCUGGUCAUGGUUGUAAAAUGUCCAGGCUAAGAGACACUUGAAGCUAUAUGCAAGAUUUUUUCAAGCUAGACUGGAUUCCUUCUGUGUUUUGUGUGGUUUAUGCACUUUGUUUUUGUUUGAACAAAUAAGACAACAAGUGUAUUUUAUUUAAGUUGAAUUGUAAUCAGUUUGCUGUGGUACAUAAUGCACAUAUGGGUUGAUUGUUAGGAUGUGUUGCAUAUUGACAUUCAGGAGUCAAAACGAUGCCGUUUGUUGUUCUUGUUAUCAUCCCGUGCACCGCCCAGACUCCAAAUAAAAGUCUGGGGAAUACAGAGCUCCAAUAGAUGAAGAAACCACAAUCAUUACAAGUUCUUUUGCAUUUCAACAAACCAAAAUUUGUGCUACGACUGCUUGUGUAUGACGUAUCUAUCAGAGCUGGGCACUUCUCCGUUAAUCCGUUUGACUUUUCAAAACCUUGAAUUUCUGUUAAUUAUAGCCCCCGGUAUUUUAGACAUCUUACUGAAUACCAAGCCUAAAUGCCCGUCUCUGCCCUGUGCUUUUAUUGUGAAAUGCUAUUUCACCUCCUGGAAGUUAUUUACUUCCUAAGCUCAGCUAGAAUUAAGACAUCAGUAUAAUAUCAAUAUAGUUUGUUGAUUUGAAUGAAUCCAUUGAUCUGUCUGGAUGUUUGUAAUGAACCUUUUACCAGAUUCUGAUCAUAUUGACCCUUUCUGAUCCUGCUAGAAUAUUAAAACCAGAAGCCGAGUGCACCAGCUGGGCUUAAAAAAGUCUGUCUUUUCUCCUACGUCCUACUUCUAGGAUCAACUUUACACCAGCCCCUAGCUUUACCAUGUGAAUUAGGUGAACGUUCACAGAAAGAUUACUAAAAUCUGACUCUCAUCAAACUAUCAACAGAAGAUUUGGACAAAUCAAAUGAAAAGAAGUCAGAAUUUCUUUGUAGAGCCCAAAAUCACUUCUUACAGUCCUGCAGGAUGUUGUCUGACAAACACCAACGUGUCUGACCUGACGUGAGUGACUUGCAUCUUGACUUUGACCAACAGGAACACACAUUAGGGUAUUUAGCUAGGCUGUACUUGCCUCACAUUAAUAUUUCCAGUUUUAUGUGAAGGAUAUCCAGGCUAUUUUGCUAUAUUGUCCUUUUUCUUGACACGAAGGAUGACUUCACAUUCGUUGGUUUCUUCUUUCAGAGCACAAGAUUACUAACAUCAAACACAUGGCUUCUGUAGUAGCUUCCCGAUGACCUCUGACCUCACACAUUCUCAGAGACAGCAGAUAACAUUGCUACAUCAGCAGAUGAUUGGUCGGAUCACACUUGUAGUGUUGCUUGUCACGUAGUCUGACAUGGCACCAUCACAAAAGCAGAAAACAUUGUGUGAUCUGAUGGCACAUUAAUCUGCUGAAGUCCAGCUGGUGCCUGGGUUAGAACGUAAAGUUGAUCUAAACUUCGAGCUUUACGUUAGACGUAAUGUUGCACCCAGGUAAAAACCAGCUGGUGCACUCGUCUACUAGAGAGUACAGUACAGCUUCUAACAGAAGAUGACUGACUCUACCAAUAUUUGUUUGUUUUACAAUGUGUAGAUUGUGGCUGGAUGCUGAAAAUCUGUAUCACAAGAAGCAGAACUUUCUAGACAUGUUUGGGAUGAUGCUCGAACAUGGCAGCUGACUGGAGGCGGACUGUCAAGCUUUCAACAGGCUUUAACAUUAACUUCUGUUCAUUUUGAGCUUAAUCAGCAAAGUUAAGGUCUUUGUUAGCGGUUACUAAGUUAAACUGAUGAUUAACUGUGCCCACCUCUGAUAUCUACUGAAUAUUAUUUUUGAAAUGGAGCCAAUGGGUGUGCCUACACCAAUAUAAGUUGGACUGUUCAGGGCAAGAUAAGGUAAACGACUCUAUUUUUUAUAUGGAGGAGCCCCACCAAAUCACACACACAUGGUCUCAUUUGGAUGUAAUUGGUCUUAUUCUAAGUUUGAGUCUUGUUGAUGGAGAAAGUGAGAAGCUGAUGUAGGGCUGGUAGACAUAUCAACAUCCACAAUCAAAAGUCAGAUCUUGAUAUUUUUGAGCUAAAUGGCAAUUAACGAUACAUAUAUGUGGGUAUUUUUUCUGUAAAGAAAAAGCAAAUGUUUGCCAUGAUACAAGAACAAGAACUUUAAAGUUUGAAAUCAAACCAUAUAUUAUUUUUAAUGAUCAAAAACGUACAAAAAACAUCCUAAAUGCUGUUAAAUUUGCAGAAACAUUGGCAAAAUAUGUGCAUGUGGAGGUUAAAUCAGCAGUUUUCAAAGUGUGAGGCGGAUCUCCCCUGGGGGGCGCCACAGGACUUCGGGGGAGGUACGGAACCAUAAACCAGAAAAACAGCAGAUCUGCUUUACUAUUAGAGAGUCAAAUUAAACAUUAAAAAUGUAAUGUUGAAAGAUUAGACAUAAAUGUUUAAAAAUAUAGUUGUUUCACUUUAUGAAAUCUUAUUUGUUUUGGGGAUUGGAUGCAGGGAAAAAUUAUGUUCUCUCGCUUUGUCACACUUUGAAAACCGCUGACUUAGACCAAGAUCACCCAUAAGGGGGGAGAAAGGGAAGAGCUUUCUGGGACCCUUCCACACUGGGGGCUGUGAAAGUCAGUGACAGAAUGAUCCAUGAUAGUAAUUCGUAUCAGAGUAGCAAAAUACACAUUUUGUUUAUUUAAUUAAAAUUAAACAAAAAACAGAAUGGGCCUUUUUUAAAAUCAACAACAUGGAUGGGCCCCUCAGGAAGCUGCUGUUAAAUCGAAACACACCUUAAACAUAAUCCAAGGUGUCCUACAACAUAAAUCACGCUUAAUAAAAAUUUUCUGCAUCUGUUUUUAGCAUUUUUAAUCAAAUUUUUGGUGACAAAGACUGAUGGAAGCAGGCUUGAACACCCAUCAGGCCCUCACACGUUAGCUCUCACUUUCUCUAUUUCAGUGUUUCUCAACUGGUUGAUUGGACUCUGGACCCAAAAGUGGGCCAAGGAGCUGUUUUCAGAAGGUCAGAAUUACAUGCAUGGUAAAAAAUGUUAAUAAUAGCCAAUGAUGUAGGGAAGCACAAAGUGGACAUACUGUACAUUCAUGUAUUUCCUAACACCCUGCCUAUGAUCUCUUAAUUUCUUUAUUUCUCUAGAAAUCAACCAAAAUUCACAUUAUAUUACAGCAAAAUGGGGCAAAAUAAAGAAUGAAAUAUAAAGUGUAUUUGUUCAGCCAUGUUUUAAUCCACUUAAGGUUCAAACUGCAACAACAUUCAGUAAACAAGUUGAAAGUUUAUCUGUAAACUUGGGUCAUGAUUUGUCAUUUACGAGGCUUUAGUAGCUCCUGAUGUCUGACUAGUUGAGAACCACUGAUCGACUCGUCACAAACCACCAAGCUUUACAAUCACAGCAUAAAAAGCAGAGAUUCGGCGGUGCACCUCCUGCACAUUGAGGCCUGAUGUGGCCCUGAAAACAAACUAUCAGCCCAAACAGCAAAAAUUGGCACUAAAACCUCUCUCAGCCACAUCUUCUUCACAUGCCAAAUUACUCAAGAAAAGCCUGUUAGUUUCAUAGAAAUCAUCUGUUUUUUAAACGCUUAGAAACAAGACAGUGAGAUGUAUAUUUAAACUAUGAUGCCUUUUCUAUUUUUAUAUAGGUUUUAUACUUCCCUGUAUGUUGGGGAACUAUUUAUUGCCUAAAUUAUUUAUCUGAAUUGAAACUAUUUUGACAGAAAAAUGUACAGUCUAACCACUCUAAUAUCCUUGUGUGUGUGUGCGUGUGUUAUCUUCCUGCUUGUUUCGUGUUUUUUUCCUUUCGGUGGUGUGAACUUUGUGUCAUUGCUGCAUGGAUUGUGUGUAGGAUCCAUCAGUGCUGCUACAGACUUUAAUGAACCCUCUCUUUACUCUGCUCGGAGGACGCCGUCGUUGUUUCUUUGGAUUUGUCUGUUAGGAGAGUAUUUUUAAAAAUACUUUUCAUUAGAUACUAUCAGCUGAUAUCCAAAAAGUGUGUGCCUAUUUGGAUUUUUUAUGGAAUAUUUAACUCAAAAACCACGCUUGAGCUGUCAUAGAGUUGUGUUAUUUAACUUUUUUGUCAAGCAGAGGGCUCUGAAUCUAAAGUUUACAUCUGCAGCUCAAGAUGCAGAGCAUGACAGCUGAUAAGUGGUUGACAAGGAUGGUUGUAAAUGUGAAAUGAGAUGUUUACUUUGUGAAAGUUAAUUGUUAAAGAAAGCAGCCUUCAAGUCUCAAUAUAAAAUUAGGUAUCACCAUUGUUUUGAUAAUCAUUGGUUUUAAAAGCAAAAUGACCCUUUGUCAAACCCUAGACGUUGGGCUCCUUCCCAUUUAAACAACUAAAAAUAUCCUGUGAUUUGACCAACUUCUAUUGAUAUUUAAUUGAUUUGCUUCUUUGAUAAAGUUGUCCUCAGUGAAAGAGCUUACAAUGGAUCAGUUGUGUAUUCUGUUAUUUUAAUAGAUUUAAUUGUGACUUGAAACUAAAAUAGCAAAAAGAAUGAAAUCUUUUUGAAAUGUCAACCAUCAAGGUGAACGUCAGGUCCACAUUGGUCUGUCAGUUAUGCGUUGUUUUCAUUUUACCACUCAGUAAAUCUCUUGUAACUACAGUUGUUCCAGUUCAGAUACCAGUAUCGGAAAUACGUCAGAUACUGCUGAAUAUGCGGGUAUUGGCGAGUACACGUUUACGCAACGAUUUGAGCAUUGUCAUACAACAAAGAAGUGAUGUAGGUUAUUCAAGGUUGAACCAUAAAUCGUAGCCUUUUACUUUUUUCCCCUCUUGAAGCUAGUUGUGCGCUGUUCCAAUGACGCUAUCCAUGCCUUAAAAAGCCUUGCAGAAGCAUCUCUAGCAAGCCUAAAACUUGGGGACUAAAAGAUAAAUCCAAACCAGUAGAUCUGAUAUUGAACAUCUUUUCGUUUUUUAAAAUCUGUUUUCGAUCAUAGCUAGCUUUAAAUGCUAACAGCCGUAUUGUUUUCCAGAACACUUCGUGAGGGGCUGCCAACCAAUGGCAAGCAGACAAGUCAUCAUGUCAUGCUAUAUCACUGCAGAUCAUUAUGGAGAUGGUCUAAAUAGAGCAUAAUGGAGAGAGAGCCUGUGACAUGGCCCUCUGUCUUUAUUUUGAUAAUUAGCAGGAAAUACAACUUAAACUGUCACAGAGAGGCUGUACAUUUCCAUUCUGUUUGAUGAGCUAUGUUCUGUAGGUCACUGUAGGGCUAAAAUAAUGUGCCAGUUUUCCACAGCACUGACAGUCCCAAAAUUUUACAACAGUAUCAGAUCAGUACUCAGUAUGGGCCGAUACCCAACGCUCUGGUAUCGUAAUCAGUAUCGAGAAGGAAAAAUGAACAUCUCUACCUGUAACCAACAGCAGUCACUUUGAUCAAAACCCAUGCAGUACGUUUACAUACAAUAAGAAAAUGUUUUAUUGUUGUCCAGACUAAAACUGGGCUUUUAAAAUCCAUCUAAACAUGAUGGUCUGCCUGAAAAUGUACUAAUUUGAAGCAGAUUCAAACUGAAGCCCUGUUUGGUAUUAUAAACCUCAAAAUAGGUCACAUUUCCACAGACACCCAUCCCCUCACUUGGCAGGCGGACUGUAGAGGGUGGUCAUGUGACGCCACAGACAGCACAACUCUCUGCGGUUUCAGCCGCUAGAGGCAGAAAGUUCAGACUGGUGACAGAAAUCAGUAGAUAGUAAGUAGGAAACUGCAUUAUUUCAGCUGAACAGUACCGUCAUUUUAAAAACCUACACCUUAGUGUCGUCCGCUGUGGUCAGACCAGAUCCUCACAUGUGGAAUACGUUUGUAGAAAUGUUUGGAGUAGUAUUCUCCUUCCUCUUACCUUAAUUACCUUACUUUUUUCUAACAUGACCUCAUUUUCCUAGUAGAUCUGAAAAGAACUACAACUAGGAACAAAGAGACUGCAUGUGGCUCUGGAGCCACUGGUGGAGUAUCACAGUGUUAGAUCCUGGGCUCCCAACCUGGGGUCCCCUGAGGUGGUGCCAAAUAUUUCAAGGGAGGCACAAGACUGUUUGCUCUGGGGGGGUCAAAAUUAGACUUGCAUUUAUUAACUAAAAUAACUAUAAAACAAUUUACACAAAUGCUUUUUGGUAAGAAUAAGGGUUAAGCCUGGGGGUUUUGGGUUUGAUUUAUGAAACGGUUAAAUUUUAAGAGGAGUUUUGACAGCAAGAUUAUGGUGUUUAAAUCUUCUAAUUUUGCUGAUGUUUCCUAAGGCAUUCUGGGAGAUUUUUCUUAACACUUGGUUAGGAGUGUGAAUCAGAAAAAUCUCAGUUUGAAGGGCCAUGUCGCCCUAGCACCACCCUACCCCCGCCAUUCAACAAUAAUCAGGACACCCUAUCCCUGGAUGUGAACUCCCAAAACAUAGGGGGAACCAGGAGGGAGCGGCACGGGUUUUAUUCAGAUUGAGCCCUUCUGUGAUCGGCAAUCACAGUCUGACUUAGACUCGAACGUGUAAAAAAAGCUUUGUAAACAAGCAAGAAACAUUAAAUUCAAUCUUUGAAAAGCACUGUUAGCCAGAGCUGAAACUACACUGACUAUCAGUUGGGCCCGUGUUAACUGCCCAAUCCAAGGUUGGUCAGACCAGCAUGCUGUGUGUUGACAGCAUGUGGCUCACCCUCUCAUUAACACUAAUAUGUGUAAUGUUAUCAAUAAUCUUGAUUUUUCCCUCUCCUGUCUGUGAUCCAUUGCUGUUUAACCCGUUUUUCCCCCAUAUUGUUUUUUUUUCUUUGUUUUCUCCAGAUCGCUCCCCGUUUGCCCUAACAUGUUGGUGUGGUGUCACAGUCCAUCGUCCAAUCUCUGUCUCCUACAUUUGUCAGAUGUUCCAUAUUUGCCUUCACCUUGUUGGUUUUGACAUUAAUAAACAGGAAGCGCUGUUAAGUUGGCUCCCAUAUGUGCUGCUAUCAGGGGCACUGGAAAGACUACCAUGAAGCAUGUCUAAAAGUUAGGAAUUCUAGACAUGAAGAUGAUCUAUUUUUGAUAGAGCUGAAUGAUAAUACCACUAGCUUUUUACUAGGGAUGGACAAUGAAUUUCAAAUAGAGCUCAACAGGCAUUCCUGAAGUUAAAAUCCCAUUGAUUUUCUUUUGGUUAUUCGCCAUGAUGGCCUAACCCUCUAAGGUUGACUAAGGAGCUGCCUGAGUGAGUUACAAUAGAAGACACAAGCUUGUGUGUCAUCAAGCUGGUUUUAAAAACAUGAUUUAUUCCCUAUCUCAGUAAAAGGAACUACACCACCCACAAUCCCAGGAAGUAACAGCAACAUCUCUGAUUGGUAGAGCCUGCUGCUGAUGCCUGCCCUACAAUUAAGAUACACCUAAUGAUCCUCAAAAUAUUUUAACAUUAUUAGUGAAUUUGUAAAAACUACAACACCAAAAAAAGAGUAAUAAUUUUUGGGAAUCACAAUAGGUUGUGAGAUGUGUAGUUCCUUCAUCCUGGAAAAAAUAUGUCCAAAGUCUAGUACCUUUGCCUUUUUCUCCAUUUUUUAAAAGCUGUUUUUGCACCAAAUCAGAGAAAUUUGGAGUAGCUGGUUGCCUUAGUUCCAGGAUUAAAAAUGUUGAUAUAAAGAUUUUGUGAAAUGUCAACAGAGAAUUUGAACGGGGAAGUUUACUUCUGGAACCAGAACUGCUGAAAAGUGGGUGUGCACUUUUGAGCUCUAUUCUUACUUGACAAUAAAUAAAAAAGAAGAAACUGUAGAUGCCUCAAGAAACUUUGUCUCUCCAAACUUAGGAAACAAUCUUUUUCACGGAUUAUUUUUAUGUAAAUGGCAAAUUCAAUGGUCAGUUUAAGUUAGUAUUGUUAAGAGAAAUAGAUAAUUUCUUACUGUAAGCUGGGUGUAAAAAAUGCUAAAUCUUUUAGCACCUUAGUGGCAAUUUCCAUAAUGUGUUAGCAUCAAGCUAACAAACUUGGAUGCAUAUCUGAGUCCAUCUCUUUGACUUUUCUUUGAAUAAUUAAAUGCAUAUCCCUGGUUUUUUCCAGAAUCAUUCUUCAUUCAUGAGUCUAACCUUCACUUUUUCCUCUCGUGUUACGGGACAGUCCUCCCAGUGCCCCAUCCCUAGUAUUUUUUCUCUUUUGAGUGAAAGCAACGAUUGUCUUUAUGGGCAGUGUUUGCGUAAAAGAUGAUGUUGUGUGUUGAUUGAGUUUUCAUGCAACUUGGUGAACUUUUGUUGUUGACUAUUUGCAAUUUUCUUUCUGUUCUAGCCGAGGGUUCAUCCUCUAAAGUUUCCAUUUGUAACACAGUGGCAGCAUUGGUAAAAAGUCUGUGUAAAUAAAAGUAGUUUUUACUUUUGCCUGACGACCACAAGCACACCAUGCGGUUUUGCUCUUUUUCGUGUGGAGGAAACAGACACAAAGACUUUUGUCACUAUAUAUUUAGGAUGCAUGUUUUUUUAUAACUGCACUGAAAUUCUUGGCAGAAAUGUUAUCUAGUUUGUGUAAGUUAAAGAUGAUUAAUAAACUGGUGCCAAAUGUUUUGCAGAAUCA